ACCAAUACACACACAAACACACACACACAAACACACAGAGACAGAUUCCAGAGGGAGAGAGCAGGAUGUGGCUCGUCCCAGUCAUAGUUGUAGCAUGUCUCCUGAACAGCCCUGCUUUGGCUGGAGUCAAAGACUUGAGCUCACACUUCAGCACACUAGAGAAGGAAAAGACGGUGGAUGCACGUGGACUAUCUCCAGGUGGAGAAAACACAGACAUGGAGUCCAUUCCCAUAGACUUCCAUCGAGAAAACACCGUCACCAAUGACCUCCCGCUGGAGGGCCAGGAUGAUGAAGAUUAUGUAGACUUCGAUAAAAUCUUGGGUGAAGACGACUAUAGCGAAGGCGAUCAUAUCGAUGAGAUCUCCACCCCUGCUCCUGACCUUGACCUCUUCUAUGAGCCCAGUGACCCUAAAAUUCGUAGAGCACGACUUUUGCGGCUCUUCCACGGUCAAACACGCCUGCAGCGCAUCAACGUGGUCAAUGCACGCUUUGGGUUUCGAUUUUAUCGGAAACUGCGCAAUCGAUUAAACCAGACGGAUAACAUUCUUCUUGCUCCGGUUGGGAUUUCCAUCGCAAUGGGGAUGAUGGGUUUGGGAGUGGGUCCGAACACUCAAGAGCAACUCUUCCAAACUCUGGGAUUUGCCGAAUUCGUCAAUGCUAGCAAUCAUUACGAUAACUCGACCGUGCACAAGCUCUUUCGCAAACUCACGCACAGACUUUUCAGACGAAACUUCGGCUACACGUUGCGAUCGGUUAACGACCUCUAUGUGAAACGCAAUGUUCAGAUACAGGACAGUUUCCGGGCAGAUGCUAAGACAUUUUAUUUUGCUGAGCCACAGUCUGUUGAUUUUGCCGAUCCAGCGUUCCUUGUGAAAGCCAAUCAGCGCAUUCAGAAGAUCACCAAAGGUCUGAUAAAGGAGCCGCUGAAGAGCGUAGACCCCAACAUGGCAGUGAUGCUACUGAAUUACCUCUACUUCAAAGGCACGUGGGAGCAAAAGUUCCCGAAGGAGCUGACACACCACAGGCAGUUCCGUGUCAAUGAGAAAAAGCAGGUGCGUGUCCUGAUGAUGCAGAACAAGGGGAGUUACCUGGCAGCGGCCGACCAUGAGCUCAACUGUGACAUCCUGCAGCUGCCCUACGCUGGAAACAUCAGCAUGCUCAUCGCCGUUCCUCAGAAACUCUCGGGAAUGAGAUCCCUGGAGCAGGAGAUCUCCCCAACCCUUGUCAACAAGUGGCUUAGCAAUAUGACCAAUAGGACUCGUGAAGUGGUGUUCCCUCGAUUUAAGCUGGAGCAGAACUAUGACCUGAUUGAGCACCUGAAGGAAAUGGGAAUGACGGACAUAUUCACUGAAAAGGGCGACUUUUCUCCCAUGACCUCAGAGAAAGUCAUCAUUAACUGGUUUAAGCAUCAGGGGAGUAUUACAGUAAAUGAAGAAGGAACCGAAGCCGCAGCCAUGACACACAUCGGAUUCAUGCCAUUAUCAACACAAACACGCUUUAUUGUGGACCGACCGUUCCUCUUUCUCAUCUACGAGCACCGUACUGGCUGUGUUGUGUUUAUGGGACGUGUGGUGGACCCUUCGCAGACUUAAUCUGAUACGAAGUCUGAAUUACUAGCCCUCCUGUUUUCCCCAAUUUCUGUUUAACAGAGAGAAGAUUUUUAAAAUCAUUUCUAAAUAGUUUUAAUAAAUCAUUUCUAAUAACGUUCUUUUCUCUUUGCCAUGAUGACAGCACAUAAUAUUAGACUAGAUAUAAUUCAAGACACUUCUAUACAGCUUAAAGUGACAUUUAAAGGCUUAACUAGGUUAACUAGGGUAAAGUUAGGGUAAUUAGGCAAGUCAUUGUAUAACAGGGGUUUGUUCUGGAGACAAUCCAAAACUAACAUUGCUUAAGGGGGCUAAUAAUAUUGACCAUAAAAUGGCUUUAAAACAAUUAAAAACCGCUUUUAUUCAAGCCGAAAUAAAACAAAUAAGACUUUCCCCAGAAGAAAAAAUAUUAUAGGAAUUACUGUGAAAAAUUCUUUGCUCUGUUAAAUAACACUUGGGAAAUAUGUGAAAAAGAAAAAUAAUAAUUCACAGGAGGGCGAAUCAUUUAGACUUCAACUGUACACAAACAGAGCUGGGUAGCGACUGAGUAUAUGUAAUCUGAAUUAUGUUAUCAUAACCCAAAAAUCGAGUAUUUUUAAUUAGAGUAAAAUACCUUUUAAAGUACUGGUAAUCAGAUUACUUUAUGGAUUACAUAUUAUUUACGUAAUGGCGGUAUGUUGUUCACAAUUCAUUGAUUCUUUUCUUUUGAUGUUUAUAUUUUUUCAUACACUCAAAAACAUGUUAAAGCCUAACAAAUAAGCUGUACACUGUGUGCACAAUUAUUAUUUUGACCAUAUCAUCAUUUUAUCCACAAUUUCCAACUCCAAGCUGUAUAAACUUGAAUGCUUAUUGGUAUUAAUGCAUAUCGGGUGAUGUGUAUUUGUGUAACGAGGGAGGGUGUGGCCUACGGAGAUCAACGCCCUAUAUCAAGGUGUGCAUAAUUAUUAGGCAGCUUCUUCUUCUCAGGAAAAAUGGGCCCAAAAAGAGAUUUAACUGACUCUGAAAAGUCAAAAAAUGUAAAAAGUCUCACAGGGAUGCAGCACUCUUGAAAUAUCUAAGAUACUGGGGUGUGAUCACAGAACCAUCAAACGUUUUGUAGCAAUUAGUCAACAGCAGGGGUGGGCAAACUCGGUCCUGGAGGGCCGGUGUCCUGCACAGUGUAGCUCCAACUCUAAUCAAACACACCUGCUUGUAGAUUUCUAGUGAUCUUGAAGACACUGAUUAGCAUGUUCAGGUGUGUUUGAUUAGUGUUGGAGCUAAACUGUGCAGGACACUGGCCCUCCAGGACCGAGUUUGCCCACCCCUGGUCAACAGGGUCGUAAGAAACAUGUCGAGAAGAAACGACUGCCAUCUUCCACAACUGCAAACCUACGUGGAGUGUCAAGAAGUACAAGGUGUUCGGUUCUCAGAGAAACGGCCAUAGUGAGAAAGGCUGAAACCCGACCACCUCUGAACAAGACCCAUAAGUUGAAGCGUCGAGAAUGGGCCAAGAAAUAUCUAAAGACAAAUUUUUCAAAGGUUUUGUGGACUGAUGAGAUAAGAGUGACUCUUGACGGACCAGAUGGAUGGGCCCUUGGUUGGAUCAAUAAUGGACACAGAGCUCCACUUUUCUUCAGAUGGGGUACUGGCAUGGCCGGGUGUUAUUAAAGAUGAGCUAGCUGGACCUUUUCAGGUUGAAAAUGGACUCAAAAUCAACUAUCAGACCUACUGCCAAUUUUUAGAAGACACUUUUUCAAGCAGUGGUACAGGAAAAAGUCUGCAUCUUUCAAGAAGACUUUGAUUUUUAUGCACACUGUAAAAAAUAAAUGUGUAAAAUUUACUGUAAAAAAAACGGCAGCUGUGGUUGCCAGUACUUUACCGUUAAAAAUACGGUACAACCUGUAAAAGUAAUUCCUCAUUUAACAGUAAACUACCGUAUUUUAUUAAUUUAUAGAUGUAAGAUGUCUGUAUUUUGAAUAACCAACAUCUACACAUCUUUUGUUAGACAGUUAGACACAUUAGCACAGCCAUAUGCUGGUUGUGAUGAGACAGUUACAUGAAUCAAUGCUCAUCACAAACAACUUUUCCCACAAGCAGAAAAGAGUAUCAGUGUGUAGAAGGUGUUCAGUGUCAUUCACACAGCUACUAAACACCAGUAUGGUAACACGCUGAACUAGUAGUGUAAAAUUAAAGUCAUAAAAAAUAAACACUGUUUAUCAACAUUAGAUGUAAAAUAAAUCUCUAAUGUACAUCACUGAUAGGGAAACAACUAAAAAGAUCCAUAGUAAUGUCAACAAACAGCAUAAAAAGUGAUGUGCCAUGCAGGGAACUCUGGGAAAUCAAUUUAUAGUUAUUCGCUGUAUAUAUUAAGGAAACAUACUGUUAACCAGGUUACGGAUUUUUACCAUUUUUUCCAGUUUUUUACCGUUAAUAUCACGGCCAUUUUUUACAGUGCAAGACAACGCUCCAUCACAUGCGUCAAAGAACUCCACUGCAUGGCUGGCCAGUAAAGGCGAAAAACUUAUGACAUGGCCUCCUUCUACACCUGACUUAAACCCUAUUGAGAACUUUCGGGCCCUUCUUAAGCUGGAAAUUUACAAUAAAGGUAAACAAUACGGUGUACAUGUAGAUAUUCCCUUAAGAAAGCCAAAACUUCACUUAAAUGUUCUUUACUACUACUUAAAUGUUCAGGUUUGAGGGUUUCUUAACAUUUUGAUUAACCAAGAGCACUGUAGUUGUCCAAUAACAAAAUCAAUGCUGAAAAAUACAACUUGCCUAAUAAUUGUGCACACAGUGUAUGUAUUUUGAUUUCAUAUGCCAAUUGCAUCCAUUUGGAUUACUUACAAUUGGCAUAAUUUAACUUUUUAUUAAGUUUAAAAGUUUAUUAAAAUAAACUUUGUGUAAAGUUAAACAUAAACGAAACAAAUAAGAACAAGACUCAUGUAAUAAUAUCAAUAAAUCAUUUAAAGAAGCAUCUAAAACACAUUGGAUUUAUUGAUAUUCAUUCAUUCAUUCAUUUUACUUCAGCUUAGUCCCUUUAUUCAUCAGGGGUCGCCACAGCGGAAUGAACCGCCAACUAUUCCAGCAUAUGUUUUACGCAGCAGAUGCCCUUCCAGCUGCAACGCAGUACUGGGAAGCAUACAUAAACACUCAUUCACGCACACUCAUACACUAUGGCCAAUUUAGCUUAAUCAAUUCCCCUAUAGUGCAUAUGUUUGGACUGUGGGGGAAACCGGAGCACCCGGAGGAAACCCACGUGAACAUGGGAAGAACAUGCAAACUCCACAGAGAAAUGCCAACUGGGCCAGCUGGGUGUCGAACCAGCAACCUUCUUGCUAUGAGGCCACAGUGCUAACCACUGAUUAUUAUUGAUAAUAUUACCCCAAUCUUGUUCUUGUUUGCUUCAUAUGAAAAGUAUAUAUGUUAUCCAAAUGGAUGCACAGUUUACAUGCAAUCAUAAUACAUGAAUCUUAUUUAUUAGGCCUACAUUUUUUUUGAGUGUAAUAAACCUGUUUGUAAAUCUUUGUGAUGGUUCACUUUUGUGUUUUUGGUAGAUAUGCGUUAUAUGGCAUUGAUAUUACUACAGUAAUUACACCUCUAGUGUUUUUCAGAGUAAAUAUUUGAUGAUAUUGUUGUGCAUUUAAUGUGUUAAAAUGUUAGUAAUGUUGUACACGUACUUAAUAUGAAGUGAAUGUUUAAAAAUCAUAAUAUGUGAUUGUUUUAUUCAGCAAACGCUUAAAAGCAAGGUAUAUAUGUCAUCAUUUUACAGUAUUAACUGACCAUCAUUGCACUUUAUUAAAAAAGAAGCUGUUGAAAAAAAUGCUUAUAAAUAAAUAAAUAAUUAGUAUAUUUUUCUUUGUGUCUUUCAAAAUGGUACAAAAUUAUCCUCAUUCAAUAUAAGUGACAUCAAUUAAGGCUCAACACAAAAGUAUUCUAAAUGUAAUCCAAAAGUAAUCCGAAUACACUACCAUACAAUUUUAAUAUAUUACUACACAUUUCACGCUAUUAGUAAUCAGUCACUGAGUACAAUUCACCCUCCCGGCUCUGUAUUCAAAACACAGAUUUGCAAUGGCUGUAAAAAAGAUGGUUGUUUUCUUUUAUAAGUUACGAGCAAGAGGAGUUUUGUACGUUUUGAGCUCAUCAACUGUGUAUUCUGAGGGCAGAAUCUGUUGUUUGCAAAUAAAGUGAAUACCAGGACUGGUU
Danio aesculapii is the source of this 5768-nucleotide messenger RNA. RefSeq names its product serpin peptidase inhibitor, clade D (heparin cofactor), member 1 (gene serpind1). The record is from RefSeq and is a predicted model, not a curated record. Bases 66 to 1592 code for a protein of 508 amino acids. Gene Ontology annotation, biological process: blood coagulation; negative regulation of endopeptidase activity. Gene Ontology annotation, molecular function: serine-type endopeptidase inhibitor activity. NCBI's taxonomy places the organism in Eukaryota, Metazoa, Chordata, Actinopteri, Cypriniformes, Danionidae. The transcript is spliced from 5 exons.